Pyricularia pennisetigena is the source of this 1524-nucleotide messenger RNA. RefSeq lists its product as uncharacterized. The record is from RefSeq and is a predicted model, not a curated record. The transcript has a single exon. Lineage: Eukaryota; Fungi; Ascomycota; Sordariomycetes; Magnaporthales; Pyriculariaceae. The coding region runs from base 1 to 1524 and encodes 507 amino acids.
AUGACCCGCCCCAUGGAUCAUGAGCCCGAUGUUGAAAUUUUAGUGCACAUUUCCGCUCCCAGUCUGGCGGUUGACGAUGCACAUUAUCGUGAGCUGGCUAGUGCAUAUCUCAAUUUUGAGGAGGCACGAAUCACUCGGCUGGAACACAGCCCGCCGGCCGCUCUGACACCGCCCCGAAUACAUUUGUUCGGAACGCUCGAGUCUCCCCCUCUCUCCUUUGACGACGUUUUAGACAAUGUUGGAUCUCCAGGCGUGAAGCCGAGGCAGGAAAUACAGCAUGACGGCCGAGAGAAGCACAGCCAGGUGACUACUACCGAAUCACAACAGUCUUGGGAGGCUCCGCCCAGCACCGUAGGAGAUUCUCAGCCGUACAACGACAUCACCUUUGAGCGCUUCUGCGACCCGGACCGUUUUAUCGAGUACGAGCUUGAGAAGCUGGACCAUGGCAUGUCUGUGGCCUUGGAUGAUACUCUGCCGGCUUUGGGUUCUGGCUCCAACCGGCGUACGCAGGCUCUUGGCGCAUCUAUGUCUCCUACCAGAGGUUCAUCAAGACAAAGCACGUCUGCACAAGGCCGCAUAAUUGUUGGUCCGAGUCCUCGGAGGCGGGGGGCCUCUAUCGAAGUGCCGUCUUCUCUACCAACUGCACAUCGGAGAAGCCAAAGACUGGCUUCUUCACAUACCAGUCCAGCAGCAAGCUCUUCCUCGGCCGGAAGGGUUGUGUCCACUUCGCCAGACAUCACAUCAUCUCCACCGAUUCCAAGGAGGCUGCUGAGACCUGCUCCAAGAAGCAGUGCAGAUGUGCAGGCAAGUCCAUCCCUUCGAGGAGACGUCAUCGAGGUCCCCUCAUCGCCGCCGACAGCAUGUCCGCGGCACGCCAAGGAUGUGGAUGUCAGCUUCGGUUCCGUCAUCACCUGUUCCGACCGAGCAGAAUCCGAGCCGCCCCCUGCCAAAAAGACCAGGAGGAUGCCACGCAAGACCCCACAGGCAGUAGGAAGAAGCACCAGUGACAUCGGGCAGCAGUUGGAAAACCACAAGGCCACGGACGAAAUCCCGCACGCCCAUCUGCUCGACGCACUCGAAGUCUUUGGCCCCGAGCCGCCCGUCUCCAUCCGCCACGUCACGCCGGAUGACCUGCUCACUCCACAGCUGCGGAAGCUGCAAAGUGAUCUGGGCAAAGCCAAGCGGUACUCUGCCCGGCUGCAGCUUCUGCAGGACCAAAUGCCGGACCCGUUUGAGCGUGGUUGGUGGAUUCUGGACUGCUCGGAACUGGGUGAUCGCCGGCUGGCUGCGUGGGAGUACCUGGCCAGAUACGUCCACGCCGGCAAUGCAGGGUGGGGCGUCUCGCUCAUGAGGGAGUCGGCGGCGACGCACAGGAUAAAGCUGUUCUGCUACGGACAUCUAGCAGGCCACAUGUACCUGCUGCUCUACAUGGCCAGCGAGCGGCGGAUAUACGACCUUGACUGCACUUGGACUUCUGCGCGCAGGGGCGGUCUGCUGUUCGUCCCAGCAAUCAAGGGCAGAUGA